AUGUCACCCUUCUUGUUUGCUAUUGGGAUGGAGUAUUUGUCUAGAUGCUUACUAGAACUUACUUUAAACCCCAAUUUCAAUUAUCAUCCCAGAUGUGAGAAAUUAGCCAUAACUCAUAUGAUGUUUGCAUCUGAUCUUUUGCUCUUUUCUAGGGCGGAUACUCGCUCAGUUAUACUGCUAUAUCAAGCUUUUCAAAGUUCUCUGAAGCCUCUGGAGCGAAGAGCUGAGUAUAGUAUAUGCGAAGGACUAGAAGCUAACCUAGAUAAAAGUUCUGUUGGUGGUCUUUGUGAAGCUGAGAAGGCUAGUAUGCAGGAGAUUUUAGGUAUUUGGAUGUGCCUCUCACCUAUAAGAAGCUUACUAUCCAGCAAUGUAAGCCCCUAG
Molecule: messenger RNA, 381 nt
Organism: Beta vulgaris subsp. vulgaris (sugar beet)
Lineage: Eukaryota; Viridiplantae; Streptophyta; Magnoliopsida; Caryophyllales; Amaranthaceae
Source: the annotation of a RefSeq genome assembly